GUCGAGAUUCAGGUGUGGGUGUAUCCCGAGCCGUCGAUUUUCCAGGCUGGCAGUGCGUGGCGCCUGCCACUUCAGUCUAGGAUAAACGCUUGCGACGAGCACAACAAGUGCGCGCAUGCAAACAGCCCCGGAGCCAGUGGUUUUUGAGCCAGGAGCCAGUGCUACCCCAGCCCUACUCGAUUCUCCUUUGUAGUGUAGUGUGCUCGAGUGAAAGUGACAGUGUCAGUGAGUGUGAUUGUGUGCCCAGAAAAGAAGAGGCAGGACAUCUGCUAGCGGGAUUCAUCGGAAAUUUUUAUUUGCGAGUGCGCGAAUUAAGUAGCUGCGCGCGUUCAAUCAAACAUGUAACUCCUUUUACGAUUCUGCGAUCAAUACUUCAUGUGCCGUUAUUGGUAAUUGGUGGUGGUGCCAAAGUAGAACCCAACAAUUUGUUUACCCCUUUUAAGCCCCGGAACAAGCCACCAUACCACGUUAUUCAUUAUUUUUGUGAAGAUAAUCAAGCUCAAGAAAGUUUUGUGUGAAUUUUGGAUUUCAAUCCUAGGCUAAACCCAUCUACAAAGAAAUAUUUCUGGACGGAAGUUAGGCAUUUGUUUGCUACUUCAGUCGGAAUAACCCCAUACGGAAAUAUGAAUAUUUUUUGGAUAAUCGCUUUACUUUUAGGAUUACUGCAAUCAAAGCCAAUAAAUGGACAAUCGGAUGUGCAGGUGCAAUUAGUGGUGCCCAGAUAUGUGGAGCGCGGAUCGAGUGCCACCUUCAAGUGCACGCACAAUGUGCGCCCGGAAAUACUCUUCAAGGUGACAUGGCUGAAGGUUGACAAGGGCAAGUUCUUUGAGUUCAUAAACGGACGCAACCCACCAUUCCGGAACUCUACCAUCGAGGGAGCCGAAAUCGACUGGGACAACUCGAACGAGCGACAGGUGACGCUGAAGGAUGUCCAGUUCGAUCUGUCUGGCCAGUUCUACUGCGAGGUCUCAACGGAUACACCCAUUUUCACAAAGGCCAGCGCCGACGAGCUCAUGAGCGUAUUCUUGCCCCAGACGGGUCCGCCCACAAUUAGGUUUCGCAAGCGGACGCCCUUCGUGGUGGGAGAGAAACUCUUCGCUCUGUGCAACACAACACGCGGACGCCCCGCCCCGCACAUCACGUGGCUAAUCAAUGGGAAAAAGGUGGAGGACAAGUACGUGCGCACCCACCAUGUGUAUUCGUUCACCGGGAAGCAUCAGCGGCGCACGCAGCAGCAACAGCAGACACAGAUGAGUCAGCAGCAGUUGCAACAAUACUAUCAACAGCAGUACUACAAUUCAUACCACCAGCAGUACCACAUCCCCAUGGGUCAAUUCAUGGACCGAUACGAUAAGAGCCUGCGCUGGCCGGCAGGAGCUCGAGGUGAUGAUUUCCCGCACUUUGUGUCACACCAUCACGAGGGACAUGGCCAUCAUGGCAGCCUGUAUAACAAUCCUUUCGGCUCCCUGGCCAACUACCACGACGUGGGCGAGUUCCAUGAGAUCCACCAGCGUAACUACGAUAUGAAGAAGAAGCAGCUUGAACUCAAGAAACAGCAGCAAAUGGAGAUGAAAAAGCACAGGAACAACAGUAACCGCAAGUACCGGCGCCACAUAAACGAAAACGCUUUGGGCAUCAUCCGCAGCACCCUAAACAGCGGUGGCUUCGGACCGCAGGCGCCCAACAACAACAGGGAGCUGGGCAUACCCUCCAACGCUGGUCCGAUGAAUCAACUGGCGGCCGGCUAUCAGCGGCCCCUGUCGCAUCCUGGCGGGGGCAGUGGUGUGGCAGCAGCGGCGGCUGCGGUGACUGCGGCGCAGCAGGAGAAGGGCAUGUUCAGCAUCAGCCAACUGAACAUGGAGCUCACCGAGGAGCACGUAGGCAGCAACGGACGCAUGGAGAUCACCUGCCUGGCCACGAUCCCCUCGGCGGUGGGUCAGGGCGAGCAAUAUGCCGACUACAAAACCUUCUCUGUGAAAGUUGAAGUCGAGCGGCAUGUGGCCUCCUCCACAUCCACGGCUCCCCCAAGCAUCGGCAUGGCGGCGCUGGGCAAUGGAAACGGGCACGGCAAUGAGACCUCCGCCGGAUGGAGCGCACGCCGUGUGGUAGUGACGCACUUGUGGUCCCUGGCCCAGUUGCUCCUGCUCGUCCUGCUCCCCCUGAGCUACUAGAAUGGAGGAGGGCGCGCAUGCAGAAGGCGGAUGAGGAGGAGUAGACCACCGACAUACUCGCACAGAAGGAAUAGUUACAGAAAAUCAAGGGCAACCACAUCAUCAAGAUCAUUAUACCCAUCUAGGACAAAGCAGCCAGAGCAGCAGAAGCAGCAUCGAAGAACCCAAGAAGUUGAAAUUUUUGUAAAUUGUACACCCGAAAUUUUUAAUCUAUUUCCAAGGCAUGGGCUCAAUUGAGCAGGAAAAUUAGCACAGCACAAAGAGCAGAAAAACAAAAGGACUGGAGCAAAUGCCUGGCGAAUGGAUUAGGAAAACAUUUGUAACAUUUUGCGCCCGCCAUGGUCAGCCCAUUUAAAUAGUUUACUUGUAAAUAACUGCAAAAGACCGAGGGGACAGUGGGCGAUGAUAUUCUUUUUUGUUUGUGUGGCCGCAAUGGCAAAGCGAAAUGCUUGUAAUUAAGUUGCAGGCGGUCGGGGAAACUGGGUAAACGUUUUCCGGCUGACCAGGGGCAUUUUUUGUAGCGCAAAGAAAAUUUUGUAUAGCCAAUUGGGCACUAGUUUUGGGAAAGGCACGCUGACGAAUCCAGGGAAUGCAAUUUCGUGCCAAGAAUCCAAAGUUUUGUGCGAUUCAAGGUCAGCGUGCAACGGGGGAGACAUUCCGCCCACUGAUUUCCCUUCGUCGGCCUUGUCAAAACUUUUUGGGCAAAUGCCGCCUCCAGAGAAAUCCAAAAUGCAAACAGCUAGAAUUAAUUGGGGCAAAGUUUUUAGGCGUUUCAAAGCAGUCGCUACGAAGCUUGUACCUAAAAUGCAUGAUCUUAGUGCAAUAGCGAAGAACACACCACUACACACUCGGAAGUGAGUUAAAGUAACAUAUUUUUUACGGCAUUGUAGGGCUUUGGCUAGUCGAAAAUAAAGAGUAAAGAUUGUGGCAACUAAGGGUUAGGAUAAAAUUAAGGCAAUUGAGUUUAGGCGCCAGAAGCAGCAGCAGAAAGCUAAAUAAGAGUAACGAACCCCGAACCCGACCCGUACCAACGUAACCCGAAAUAAAACGUUUAAAUGUAAAAUAAUUAGACAGUUAAACCAAGAAGCUUACAAAAACAAUCAGUGUUGAAAACAUUUUGAGAAACAAAAACGAAACAGAGAAGGGCGAAGAGAAAAUAACACGAACACAAGAAAAUGGCGUCGCAAUGGGCGCCGUCUGUGGCGCGUGGUGACCCCCGAAAAAAGGAGUCAGGUCGGCCCCAAAGGUCCGAGAUGGGAUGGGUUAUGGGCUAUGGGCUAUGGGUUGGGUAAUGGGUUAGCCCAGAACCCAAAACAGAACCCGACUCAUUCCGACACACAUUACGACGCUUACUUAUUUAUUUUCAUUUCGGCCCCUAAUUUUUGUUUCGUUGUGUGUAAAUGGUUAUCGUUGCAAUGGAUCGUUUAGUGUGUAGUUAGGAAAAUAUUUGCCGUUGCGAUUAAUUGUUUUAAUUAUUGUUUCUGUUCCGGCCAUUUAGAGGGGGCUGGAAACAAAGUACAGAUGCAUUUCGUGUACAUUUAGGAAAGGAUAUUUUCAAACGCGCUUUAAGUGUCUACGGCUAGAGAUCAAUUUUAAACACGUAGCAUAACAAUGUAACUAUGUAAAGCAAAAGGAUAAACAACUACAGAAAACCCGGCAAAGUAAAUACAUGUAAAGCAAUUAGUGGGCUAGUCUAUAUCUCUAUACGUUUACGUAAAUAUAUAUAUAAAAUGUGCGUCUGUACUGUGUGUAUGUAAUUAGGCUUCUAUUUUUGACUCUACUCGACGGCGAAAAAGCAAAACAAAAAUACUAAAUCCAGAAAUAUUGAUAGAAAUAUAAUUAAGCCUGCGAUGUUCUCCUACAGUUUGAACAAGAAAAAUCAGUUAAAGCUAACAAUUACAAUUAUAAUUAAAAAAUACAACUGCAAUUUGAAAAAUCUUGCCACAGUUGAAACAUUUUCCAAUGGUUGUCUCAUUGAGCAGUAAUUAAGAAGUGAGUAACGUUCAUGUAGUUUCUUAUCCAACGGAUGCUAAAUGAGUACACCAGUCGGAUUAUGCUUGAACGAACUAAAGUUUUUAUAAAUGAGAAUAUACUUAAAUAUGAUAACGGUGACAUCAAGUAAAAGUAAUUGAAAACAAAGUUCAUAUUAUGUAUGAAAAUAUGGCUAUAAUGUCUUAUGCAGGUAUUGACGUCUUCCUAUGCUACGCUGUCUAUUAUUAACAAACAAAACAAAAAAUUGAUUACAUUUAUAAAUUAUACAUUACGAAUAGGUGUGCAAUCAAUUUACUGUUUGCAUAAACUAAGAACUAAAUAAAAUAAAAAAAAAUAAAAACAAAAACAAAACCAAAAGAAAUGAAUUACACUUAUACAUAACAAAUGAAAAUGCUUUAAAGUUAAACGAUAAUUUAUACCUCUUUUACUUCAGUCUAAAGACCAUAUGGUCUAGUUAAUGUUAUGAUUCUGGUCUGCUUAUUUCUACCAUCAUUCCAUUCUGAAUUAAGUGCAAAAAUUAAGGGAGCCAUUUCCCAGUUGGUUAUUUGUUUUUGAGAAUCACUCGAACUAGUAAAUGUUUCCCACCAAUCUAUGAACAAGUGCAAACACCCCUCAACCCAUCAGGCACAUUCUCACACUCGUAUUUAUCCGACACAUUUGCAUUCACUGUUUUCCCUACCCAGCUCCCUCGUCUCCUUCUCUAUUUGUCUGUAUAAAUAUGCAAACUGUGUGUUGUCUACAAUUCAGUCGUCUGUUGUCUGUUGUCUCAGCAUAUAUCUGCAUGAAUAUGCAUAAUUGGCCAAGACUAGGAGCCAGUUUAUCCCAGUCAAAUGCCUGCUAAUCAUGAGUCGUGCCCCUUACCCAGCAUAUAAAUGUGUAUCUAUGUAAAAACAUUAUAUAGGUGUCAAGUGAAAAUGAAACACAAUAAGGAUGAUAUUUAUAUAGAUCAAAUAAGAGUACAUUAAGUGUCGCAGCAAUUCGCAAACAUAUCAUAAAUGUUGUAACUUUUCCCAAUUCAAAAGAGCUAACGACGCAGCUCUGAUACAAAAAUUUAAGAUGGCACUGGCGCACAUUUCCGCGUGUGGUGACAUUUUUUCAUGCAUAGCAUGUGGUACUUACACCAUGUAAUUAUAAUUGUUUGUUGAGGGUCCUCCUUGCGCCCGACAUGAAUAUUGACUUUGGCUAUUAACGUGAAACAUCCGCAUUCAUUGGGCCAGGGGAAUCCCUUACCCAGACGAAUAAAAUUAUAAUGAAAUAAGAUUGUGCAAGAUAUACUCGUUAACAAACACUCGAAAGCACGCAAACACAAACAUUAUAUUUGAAUGUUAUAUUUUGAUAGGUCAAAAGUAUUACGAUAGCGGGUUGUCAGACAAAGAUAUUUGGGGAUCUGGCUUGCGGCUACCUUAUCAUUUAACUCACAUCAAAAUCUUCCAAUCACACAUAUCAAGGCAUAUUGAACAAAGGGCAUGAAAUUAUAAAAGAUAUAUAUUGAAAUUAUGUAUACAACAAGAUGUAAAAAACGUAUAUAUUUAUAGAGAAAUGAAAUUAUUUAUUAUUUUUAGACACUUACACCACAAAAGCUUUACCCUUUUGUUUCCAUUAUUUAAGUGGCAUUAAUGUAACCAUAUACAUACACGCGAAUGUGUUUGAAAUUGAAUUCAACCUAAUUUAUAAUUCCCAUAUAUGUAUUGUAAAAACAGUUUUACGGUCUAAGAAAAUGAUCUAAAUGAAUAGCGGAAAUGAGGCUAUUAUUGAUAUCUGAAUACUGGCAAAAGCCAAUCAACACACAAAACCAAAUUGAAAUCGAUAGACAUAACGUAAUUAUUUAUUUAUAGAUACAGACAUACCAAGUGAAAGAUGAAAUUGUAAAAAUUGCAACCUAUGCAAGUCAUAUAAAAACUUAAUGUGGAAUAUGUGUAUUAUUAUGAGUAUACUAAAGCUAAGCGCGUACCACGAACAUUAAUAUGUACACUGUCAGUGCUGAGCAGGAGAGUGUGCUGGUAAAAGCACAAACUAAAUGUAAAAUUAAAGUGUAAAUUACCAAAGUGAACACAAUUUACGAUUACAAUUCAACAAAAAAUUAUGACGCCUACUGCUUGGCCAAUCUACUACACUGAAAGGAUAUACAGAAUAUUAAAUAUACAUACUGAAAUACGAAUAUUUGUGGUAAAAAGAGAACGAACUAAAAAAUAAAUGUUGAAAACAAAGGA
This is a messenger RNA of Drosophila ananassae, 6373 nucleotides long. RefSeq lists its product as uncharacterized. Lineage: Eukaryota; Metazoa; Arthropoda; Insecta; Diptera; Drosophilidae. The record is from RefSeq and is a predicted model, not a curated record. Bases 624 to 2171 code for a protein of 515 amino acids. The transcript is spliced from 9 exons.